AUGGCGGAGCAGGGGCUCAUUCCGGGGGCGCUGCACGCGCCGUGGCAGGGCCGCGCAGCCCCGCCCGCCGCCGCGUGCACGCAGGAGCGCCCCGACACCGCGCAGGCCCGCGACCAGGCGCACGAGCUGCUCCGCGACCCAGGGAUGCUCCUGCGGGACAGCAUCUCCGCGAGCCAGUCCAUGGCGGAGACCCGCCUGCGUCUGAUGGCCGAGGUAGCCGGCCACCGCAUCACGCCCCAGUUCCCAGCGGGGAGCGACGCGGAGCAGGAGCGCACGGCCCGCGCGCGCAUCCGGUCGAGCGGGCUCACGGCCCCGCCGUCGAUCAUUCUCCCCGCGUGGGCGCGCCCGCCGGGCGGCAGACCGCAGCAUCGCGCGGCACCACCCCCGCCGCCGCCGCCCGCCCCGCCGCCGCCGCCGCCGCCGCCGGGGCGCAACGAGGCUCCCCCUGCGCGAAGGCCCCCGCCGCCGCCCGGACUCGAGGCGGGGGGGUCGACGGUGUACGACGGCGACGACAACGUCGCACCUUUUCUGUCGUCGGGGUCCGAGCAGGCGCGCAUGGAGGAGGACGACGUCGCGGAGGCGCCCCCGCGCCUGGGGGGAUCGAGCGGGCUGUACUCGUGA
This is a messenger RNA of Pedinophyceae sp. YPF-701, 621 nucleotides long. The record is from the annotation of a GenBank genome assembly. Lineage: Eukaryota; Viridiplantae; Chlorophyta; Pedinophyceae.